AUGAACGAUGAAUCCCUGCGCCGCCUGCUGAACGACAUCGCCUCCGGCGAGGUGACGCCUCAGGAAGCGGAGCAGCGGCUGCGCUUUCCUUUUGAAAUGGUCGGCGAGGACGGCAAGGCGCCUUUCGCGCGUCUCGACCACAACCGGGAACUCCGCCGGGGUUUCCCCGAAGUGGUGCUGGCCGAGGGAAAGACCACGGAUCAGGUCGUCGCGAUCGUUCGAGCGCUCUCGGAAACGGCCGGGCAGACCCUCGUGACCCGCAUUUCGCCGGAAGCGGCGCGCGCCGUUGUGACGGACAUCCCGGGUGCGGUCUGCCGGGAGGAGGCCAGGGCGGUGGUGGUUUCCCGCACUUCGCCCUCGCCGACGGGCGCCCGAAUCGGGGUGGUUUCGGCGGGGACUUCGGACAUCCCGGUCGCCGAGGAGGCGGCCCUCACCGCGGAGCUCAUGGGCGCCGAGGUUCGGCGGACCUUCGAUAUCGGCGUCGCCGGCAUCCAGCGGCUGCUCGCCGAAGCGUCGGGGUUCCGCGCGCUUCACGCGCUGGUGGUGGUUGCCGGCAUGGAAGCGGCGCUGGCUCCGGUGGUUGCGGGUCUCGUUCCGUGCCCGAUCGUCGCCGUCCCCACCUCAACCGGGUACGGAGCUUCCUGGGGAGGCCUCACCGCGCUGCUCUCGCUGCUCAACAGUUGCGCGCCGGGGGUCACCGUCGUCAACAUCGACAACGGCUUCGGCGGUGGCUACGCCGCCGCCCUGGCGGUGGCGCAUUUCCGCGGCCUGGAGUCGGAGCGGGAGGGCUAG
This is a messenger RNA of Geodia barretti, 792 nucleotides long. NCBI's taxonomy places the organism in Eukaryota, Metazoa, Porifera, Demospongiae, Tetractinellida, Geodiidae. The record is from the annotation of a GenBank genome assembly.